AUCAGUAGCAGACAGAUUUGGAGUAUCCAAAGAUACCGUUUGGAAAACUAUAUUUGAAGUUAUGAUGGUACUCACUGCAGACGCUCAGAGGUACAUUAAAUGGCCUGAACCUCAUGCAAUGGUACAUUUUAAACGUGAAUUUCGUCAAUUAAGUGGCUUCCCUGGGACAAUUGGAGCAAUUGAUGGCUGUCAUAUAGCUAUAAACGCACCAAUUGAAAAUUCAGAUAGUUAUAUUAACCGUAAAGGUUUCCACUCGAUAGUACUACAAGGCAUUUGUGACUAUAAAUUACGAUUUAUAGAUGUAUUUACGGGUAUAUGUGGUAGUGUUCAUGAUGCUAGAGUUUGGCGUUUAAGUGAUAUCAGACAAUUAAUAACUAACGAUGAAAAUAGAUACUUUCAAAAUCAAUACCAUUUGUUAGGUGAUUCAGCAUAUCCUUUAUCAAGAUAUAUGUUAACACCUUAUCGAGAUAAUGGUCAUUUAAAUAAUACACAACGAAAUUUUAACACUAACCACUCAAAAACACGUGUAGUCAUUGAGCGUACAUUUGGGAUUCUAAAAGCAAGAUUUCGAAAAUUAAAAUACGUUUAUAUGUAUAAUACAGAAAUGAUUCCCUUGGUUAUCCUUAGUUGUUGUAUCUUACAUAACAUAUGUAUAGAAAAUGAGGAUGCACCUAUAGAAGAUGAACCAAUAGAACUUAAUCCCAUGGAAAUGCUAAUUAAUAACGAAGUUGUAUUUAUGAACGGUGCAGAAAAAAGAGAUGAAAUUUCUCAUUUAUUGUAA
Messenger RNA from Trachymyrmex cornetzi, 781 nucleotides. Its product is annotated as putative nuclease HARBI1. The transcript has a single exon. Bases 62 to 781 code for a protein of 239 amino acids. The record is from RefSeq and is a predicted model, not a curated record. Lineage: Eukaryota; Metazoa; Arthropoda; Insecta; Hymenoptera; Formicidae.